Messenger RNA from Pseudomyrmex gracilis, 1181 nucleotides. RefSeq names its product putative odorant receptor 92a. The record is from RefSeq and is a predicted model, not a curated record. NCBI's taxonomy places the organism in Eukaryota, Metazoa, Arthropoda, Insecta, Hymenoptera, Formicidae. Gene Ontology annotation, molecular function: odorant binding; olfactory receptor activity. Gene Ontology annotation, biological process: sensory perception of smell; detection of chemical stimulus involved in sensory perception of smell. The coding region runs from base 1 to 1155 and encodes 384 amino acids. Gene Ontology annotation, cellular component: plasma membrane. The transcript is spliced from 6 exons.
AUGCGAAUGACAACGCUGAGCCGCGCAGUUACAUUGGGACUGCACGUUUACGGCAUUUGGCCUUACGUACCAUCUACCAUAUUGUUUCGAUUCUACUGGAUUGUGAUGCUCAGCACCGCUCAGGUUUUUCAGUACGGAUACGUGAUAGUGAACAUUCAUUCGGACGACUUUUCGCAAUUUAUGGACGGAGUGAGUAGCGCAAUGGCGUCUUCUCUGCUUUACAUCAAACUUGUUAUUUUGUGGCUCAAUCAACGAAGAUUUGUCGAUCUCUUGCAAAUAAUGACCACGGAUUGGCAAGACUACAACUCGAAUCACCAUAGUUCACGCGUGUUGACAAAUACAGCGAAUCUUGCACGCCGCACUUCGAGGUGGAUCAUCGGCAUGCAAGUGGCUUCUGUAACUUUUUACAGUGCCGGUGUUCUCGCCGCUAACGUAGGUAAUCCUGAGAGGAUAGAACCGAACACGCGAGAACUUAUUCUCAAAAUGGCGUUUCCUUUUAACAUUAGUACGGAGUCUAUUUACUUGACGGUUCAGUCGGUUCAAUUUUAUCAUCUGCUGUUGGUGGGCUGUGGCAUUACAAUCGUAAAUUCAUUGCUAGUCACUUUGAUACUUCACGUCGGUGGUCAAAUCGACAUUCUUUGUGAAUGGUUGACAAACGCUUUCUCCAGAAAUGUACGUUCAUCAGAAGAGAUCACAAUGCGAUCAAUAAUCACAAAGCAUCGGCAGAUUAUUUUAUUUGCAGAAAAUAUUGACAAUCUCUACACGUACAUUGCGCUAAUGAUGCUUUUAUCAGACACGCUCAUCAUAUGUUGUUUAGGAUUUAUUAUCGUUACCUCUCUUGAUGCGCCUGAUGCUGCUGCUAUUUUAGUCAAGUCUGUGUUAUUUUACAUCACGAUGAAUCUCGAAGCUUUUAUAUAUUGUUUUGCUGGUGAAUAUUUGACUGCCAAGAGUAAGAUGAUCGGACAUGCAGCGUAUGAUUCUGUUUGGUAUAACUGUCCGAUUACGGAGAGCCGAAUUAUAUUGUUUAUUAUUCUAAGAUCACAGAAAACAUUGACGAUCACGAGCGGACGGAUCAUGGAUUUGUCGUUGGAACGUUUUACUAGUGUUAUAAAAGCAUCCGCAUCGUACAUAUCAGUACUAUUAGCCAUGUACUGAAACCCGACUAUAAAAAUAGUAGAAAA